GCUGGGCCGGUGACGUGGCCUGGCAACGUCCGCCGCGGUGCGGCCCUGGGGGAGCCGGCGCUACCGGAACUGCCCGCGGCCUAGCGCCCGCGCCGCGCCGGGGACUGGGAGCCCGAGCCCGGGACGGCCGCGCUGCCAUGGGGGAGUGAAGCGCCUGCGCCCGCUGGUCCGCGGCAGCGCCAGACAUGCGUCCUCCCCGCGGCGGGGACAGCGGCGGCGGCCCCUGAGCCCCGGGAUGGAACAGAAAUACGGCGGGGACGUGCUCGCUGGCCCCGCCGGGGGCGGCGGCGGCGGCGGCGGCCUCGGACCGGUGGACGUGCCCAGCGCUCGGUUAACGAUAUAUAUUGUGUUGCUAUGCCUCACCAAAUUUUUGAAGGCUGUUGGACUUUUUGAAUCAUAUGAUCUCCUAAAAGUAGUUCACAUUGUUCAAUUUAUUUUUAUAUCAAAACUUGGGACUGCAUUUUUUAUGGUUUUGUUUCAAAAGCCAUUUUCUUCUGGGAAGAGUAUUACCAAACGCCAGUGGAUCAAAAUAUUUAAACAUGCAGUUGCUGGGUGUAUCAUUUCUCUCCUGUGGUUUUUUGGCCUUACUCUUUGUGGACCAUUAAGAACUCUGCUGCUUUUUGAACACAGUGAUAUUGUUGUCAUCUCACUACUUAGUGUUUUGUUCACUAGUUCUGGAGGAGGACCAGCCAAGACAAGAGGGGCUACUUUUUUCAUUAUUGCUGUGAUCUGCCUGUUGCUUUUCGACAAUGAUGACCUCAUGGCUAAGAUGGCUGAACACCGUAUCCUUUUCUAA
Messenger RNA from Sorex fumeus (smoky shrew), 796 nucleotides. Its product is annotated as proton-coupled zinc antiporter SLC30A5-like. Gene Ontology annotation, cellular component: Golgi apparatus. Gene Ontology annotation, biological process: zinc ion transport; intracellular zinc ion homeostasis. The transcript is spliced from 6 exons. Gene Ontology annotation, molecular function: zinc ion transmembrane transporter activity. Bases 236 to 796 code for a protein of 186 amino acids. The record is from RefSeq and is a predicted model, not a curated record. Lineage: Eukaryota; Metazoa; Chordata; Mammalia; Eulipotyphla; Soricidae.